Messenger RNA from Mesocricetus auratus (golden hamster), 5978 nucleotides. Its product is annotated as KIAA0513 ortholog. Lineage: Eukaryota; Metazoa; Chordata; Mammalia; Rodentia; Cricetidae. The coding region runs from base 275 to 1498 and encodes 407 amino acids. The transcript has 13 exons. The record is from RefSeq and is a predicted model, not a curated record.
AGAGGGACCGGGCACGGCUCGUCGCGCGCGGCGCAUUCGCAGCAGCUGCGGACCCGACGGCGUCCGCCCCCCCUGCCGGGUCCCGCGGGCCGCCGGGGUGAGAGGGCCUUGGGCUGCGGUGCUGCGCUCGCGAGGGGCUGCGCGGCGUGGCUGCGCGGGGACGGAUGCCAUAGGGCCUCUGAGCUGCUAAAGAGGCUCCCAAUACACUUGUACGAGCUUGCAGCUUCAGGAAACUUCUCAGGCUGUGUCCAUCCUGUUGGGCAGCCCAGCCACCAUGGAGGCCCCAGAAGUCCCUGUGGGCUCCCUGAUUGACUUUGGGACUGAACCACCUACCUCCUCUCCCCUGGAGGCAGCACCUUCAACACUCCAGGACCCAGAUGGCUCCCUGGGUGAUGGUGCAUCUGAGAGUGAAACCACCGAGUCUGCAGACAGCGAGAAUGACAUGGGCGAGUCACCCUCACACCCAUCCUGGGACCAAGACCGCCGCUCUUCCUCCAAUGAGUCCUUCUCCUCCAAUCAGAGUGCUGAUUCAGCCCCAGAUGAGGAGACCCUGGCACUUCGAGAGUUCAUGCGCAGCUACGUAGAAAAGAUCUUCUCCGGAGGGGAGGACUUGGACCAGGAGGAGAAAGCCAAGUUUGGAGAGCACUGCAGUGGCGAAGAUGGGAAAGGCCGUGAAUGGUUCGCACGGUUUGUGAGCGCACAGCGCUGCAAGUCCAAGUGUGUAUCAGAGCCAACCUUCUACCGCCUGGUGCAGUCCUUCGCAGUGGUGCUGUUUGAGUGCCACCAGAUGGAUGACUUUGGGCCUGCCAAGAACCUCAUGACCAUGUGCUUCACCUACUACCAUCUGGGCAAACCGCACCUGCUCCCUGUGGAGCCCAAGGAGAAGCCAGCUGGCAGCAUUGACUCCUACCUGAAGUCAGCUAACAGCUGGCUGGCCGAGAAGAAGGACAUUGCUGAGCGGCUGCUGAAGAACACGGAGAAUAUGAAGGGCUUCUUUGGGGGACUGGAGACCAAGCUGAAAGGACCACUGGUCAGGAAAAAUGAGGAAGAUGAAAACAAACCUAAAGACAGACAGCUGAAGACUGUGACAGUGAUCAGCCCUGAAGAUGAACAGAAGGGGGAGAAGGUUUACCUGUACACACAUCUGAAGCAGCAGCCCAUCUGGCACACGCUGAGGUUCUGGAAUGCGGCCUUUUUUGAUGCUGUGCACUGUGAGAGGCGGAAGCGAUCCCCCACUACCAGAGGGGAUGCUGGAGAGCAGGAGGAGAAGAGGGAGAAAUGGUGCCACAUGACCCAGGAAGAGCGGGAUGACAGCCUGCGGUUCAAUGAGAACAUCACCUUUGGGCAGCUGGGCACGUUCACGCACAACAUGCUGGCCUUUGGUCUGAACAAGAAGCUAUGCAGCGACUUCCUGAAGAAGCAGGCUGUGAUUGGCAACCUGGAUGAGGAGCAAUACAAGCUGCUAAGUGACCACAUUGAGCAAAUGGCCACAGAGUAGGAGGUCAGCCCAUGCCGCUCUCCCAGGAGCUGUCACCCCAGUGAUGACCCUGCAUGACACCAGCAGCACCCAGAGCCGCCUGGCUGCCCUAGAACUAGCAGUUAAAAGACUCCAGAAGCCUGUCUCCCCUGCCUAUGUCUGCUCCCCAUUCUAUGUACAAGGUGCCCCUUGGGUUACACAGCUAAAAAUGAGGGACCAUCUACCCCAACCCAUCCCUGAGCACCAGGCUUGUGAGAUGAGACAGAAGAUGGAGGAGGCCAUGAGCUAGGGUCCCCAGAGUUCCUGCUGAGAGCCAGGGACAUGUGGGCAUGGAGGUGCAGGAGGGGAUCCUCGUGGCUCUAAGGUGAAGACAGAAUCACUACUCUGAGGGACACAGCCUACCACUCCCUGCCACAGGACUUUCUGUGAGCAUAAACUGUGUGGAGGGACCAUGGAGCCUUUCCGAAUGGUCUUGGCUACCUGCUCUUCUCCACCUCUUCAUGUGACAGGAACUAGAAAUCACAGGAACUGGAAGAGAACUCAAGGGUUGUCACUUUCCUAGGGGUGUGAGCUUUCUGCCAGCCACAACCUUGUCUCAGACUCAAGAGACCCGUCAACAGAGCCUGUGAACUGUCCACUUACACAGCCUCUCCUCCAACAGCAGAGAAAAUCCUUCAGUUCCCAGGCAGCAGCAAUAUAUGCCCUGGAAUGCAAGAAGCAUGGGGGAAAGGAUGCUUCGGCAGCUCUGGGGUGACACCCUUGCUAAGAGCAGCUGGUUAGAGCACACAGAAUGGAUCUGACUGAGUCCUCGAGGAGGCCACAGGGAAGAAAGGCUGCCUGGUAGCUCCAGUCCACGGCCCUCCUCUCAUGAAAUACCCACAGGGACUUGCUUCUUCUUCACCCCUGUGCCAGACCAAGUCUGAUGCACAGCGUCCAGUGUGCUGGCCCCAGAGCUGCUGUCCCCACCCACCCCACCAAUGGCCAAGGUUCCUUCUGUGCCAGCCACUGCCAUUCUGGUCACUGACCUUGAACUAGGCCUGCAGGCUCUCCUGUCACCCUUCAUCACCUCAUCGUUCUCUGUUCCUCAGCCUUCAGUCACAUUUAGUCAAGGUCUGUCUGUGAGCACAGCAGUCCUCUGCUGACAGCCGUGUGCUCAGCUGCCAUGGGCAAGCCUUCCCUGUGGGGAGUGUCUCCCUAGGAUGUCCAAAGAAGAGCGGGAUGGGUCCAGCUUUGGAACAAGCAUUUCUUGGAUGUUGGGGGUGACCAAGGUAGUUCAUCCAUCACUGAGCCAAUUCAAACAAAUGCUGACAUCCAGGUCAGCCUCUGAUGGUAUAGUAUGUGUUACUGAGCUAGCUAGGACACCCAGCCCAAACUGUGCCUGUCUCUGCUCCUGUGUUUUAGGCAAGUGACAUCAAGUGAGAUCACCCCUGCUAUCUUUUCUGGAGCCUUUCUCAGCUGUGCAAGCAUGGUAGCCUCUCCUUGCUCUCCCCAGUCCUGGCGUUAGUGUGAGUUCAGGAGCAGUGAAACUUGCCUCCAACAGCUGUGUUGUCUGAUGUCUGCUUUGCCCUGCACAGCCCUAGGGGAAGAGCACCAGUGGUUCCAGCACAUGGACUGUAGAAAUGACUUGGAGACUGUUCCAUACCAACCUUUGAGAUAAUCAUUACGGAAGAAGGAAGGAUGGCUCUGUUUUGUCUGUCUCUUGCUCUUUAUUCUUGCAGAUACAGCCCCACAGAGUUGGGAAAUUCUGACCUAUGUUAGAGCCACGUGACACUGCUAAGGACCUGGUAACCCUUUUGAGGACAAGGCAGCCUUUGAUGGGAGCAAAGCUGCAGGUGACUGGACACCUGCAGAUGUCCUUUGUUGACAACUAGCUUUGAUGAGCUUUUCACAUCUGAGAGCCUCUAACCAGUGUCUCUGGGAGGUCACUAGUCUGCCCCUCCCCCCAGGUAUCCUGUCUUCCUGUAGUAGCUUUCCCCUAGGACCCGCCAAGCAACUGGGCUCCCUGGCAAGCACUCCUUGGCUGCCAUUCUGAGCUCACCAACCACAAGCAGGUCAAAUUACCUGGAUAAUCCUAAGCAGUAUCUCCAGUCUUGGCUGGUAGUGGCCCAGAUCUGUACAAGCCCUUUAGCAACACACUCAAGCCUUUCUGGCAUGUGACCUUCAGGACUGCGUGAGUCUUUGUCACUCACAAUAAUGUUUGCCCCCACAGAAAAAAAUCCCCUGUUCUGAAAACAGGCCAGUGGUGAGCUGCCUCUCUGCUGUGGUCAGCUUUGUUAGAGUGUUGUGGGUGUUGGAGGCGGAGUGUGACAUCUUCCAGGCUGUCUCUGCUGAGUGUCUAACCACAGACAGAAUCACACUCUGGUAGAUUGAGAGAUCUGCAUUGUGCAACCUGGCAGACUGUGGUUUUCUCUUUGUCCAAGAAACAAAGGGGCUGAGGAGCUCAGCAUCUCCAAGAGGACCAUGGACAAAGCUAGUUUUCAAGCUUCAUCCACACAGGAAAGAGGUCUUCCUGACUGGGCCAAGUGUACACCUGUAAUCCCUCACUCAGGAGGUGAAGGCAGGAGGAUCAGGAGUUCAAAGUCAUUCCCAGCUACAUCAGGGGUUCAAAGCCAACCUGGGCCUCAUGAGACCUGAUCUCAAGAAAAAAAGAACAAACAAAAACAACCAAUAACAGAUGAUCCCGAGAAUCCAUGGUGGGCUUAGAGCCAGUGCCCCAGCUUAAGAUUGGCCUGAUGCAGAUGGGGGCUCAUGGCCUGCCUUGUCCCCCCUUAACUGAGAGGAUGUAGUUGGUGCUCUGUCCCUGAUUCUGUAGCCCAGAGACACUGCAGGGCCCAGGGACACAGGAGGCUCCAGAGGCAGCACACCACUCUAGAAACACCUGCCAUUCCUGGUUGCUGGUGUGAGGGGCCCACGCUUCUCUGCUGGGAACUCUAUGAAAAGCUAAGGUCUAAUUGUGGUGACCUUAGUAGUCCUACACCGUAGACUCAUACCCAACCAUGACCUUCCUGGGUCACACUGACAAGUUGGUGUUUCAUUCUGGGCCUGCACAGCUAGGGCAGCUUUGUUCCAGUUUCUAGACUGCAGUCAGAUAGCCAGGAACCUUCAUAACUAGAGGAUCCCUGUGUGGGACAGAGUAGCAAGGGACUCAAGGAGGUGGCACUGGCCUCACAGCCUCAGGGAAACAAUAGGGGAACCCUCCUCAGCAGGGGUUCCUUGGUUCCAGGCCCCUGCCCUCACUUCUCCCACCUUCCAAGCCAGCCAGCUCUGCAGAGCCCCUGCUAAGGGUUGAGCUGCCUCUUCCUUCAGAUCCAACCUCACAGUCAUGGCCUCAGUUUGUUUUAGCUUGAGAAGCUUCCAGUAGAUGCCCAUGGAAUGGGCCUCAUUGACUGGACAGGCUUCUUACAGGCCCCUCUACUCCACUUCAUCAGGCCAGGAACAGGAGUACAGUAUUAGGUUAGGAAGUGAGUGGACCGGUCUUUUCCAGGCUGCUCACAUGUGGAGAACACACUCCCACUAAAGCCAUCUUCCAUGACAGGCUCCUGCAGGGCCUUCAUUUUGUACUACAACCCCCCUGGAGUCUCUGGGUCAGCAUAUCACCUACUCCUGGGGAAGGAUGGAGUCCAGGGUGUGGUGGUGGCCAGAUUGCCCUGCUACAGAGGGGCAACUUAUGCCAAUGCCCCUCUGGUAGUCAGUCUGAGCUUUGAAUAACAGAUGAACACAGAGCUGGGAGCACACCCCAAGUUGGCUGUGUUCAUGGGCUCCUCGGGAAGCUGGUGCUUUGGGGGACAACACUGUAGACUCCAGGCUCUGACAGGAAGUGGCAUGGGCCCAGCUGCAAGCCAUGCUCCCCUAAGCUACAACUUCAGAGAUAUUGCACUUUAUCUAGAAAGGUCCCAGGCCAUGGAUUUGCCUUGGCUCUGAUCCUGAGCGGAGGCUGGCCCUAUCCCAUCCUUACUCCUAAAUAAUAAGUGUGUUCAUGGAAAGGAGGGAAGAGACCCUGCCUGGUGAAGAAGGUUGGAUCACCGCCACCUUUGCAAGAGGCAGUAUCUUAGAGUCAGUGGGGGAGAAUAACCCUGGUCAGUGGCCUAAGACUGUCAGUUCAUCCAGAAUAGGGGUGCCUUGAGAGGUAUAAGUUGGACAUUUGGCUGUUGGGAAAUACUUAUCUCAGACAGCAGGCAUCUAUCCCCAUGGAGAAUGUGUAAGGACCCAGAUUGUCAGCUGCCUAAGCCAGUUUCCAGUGGGGUACUCCACCUGCAUGGUCUGCUCUCUCUUGGAAUUCCACACCCAUUUGUUGCCAGAAGCCCCUAGUAAUGCUGUGUUUUAUAUGUUAGUUACACAACUUUUUGCCCUGCCAGGUCAUGUUCUAAAAUUAAGGUUGAGAAAGUUAUGAGGUUGAAGAUCUCAGGCAGUGCUGUUUCCUGUGAAGAAAAAAAAAUCCAUAUAUAUAGUACCUUGGCUUGUCAGGAGGUGGAAACUGAAAUAAAUUAUCUUUUAAAAAGAA